UAAGGUGUGUGUGUAUGCAGAUAAAUCCCAGGCGCACCUAUGAUGUCUAAACCGCGGGCCUCAAGUGACAGAGCCCCCGGAACACUGCGGUUCGUAGCGACUGUUAAUGCUAGCAUCAAGCACAGUGACCAUAUCAGUUACGCUACCUUAUAGUCUUCCUGGCAGUGAAUGGAAACAUUUCCCGCAUAUUGUUCGUUGUGUUUGCCAAAAUGAUCCCUCCAUUUUCUUUCGCAUCGUGGGUAGCGGAGAAUGAGGAUAAACUCCGUCCCCCGGUCAACAAUUACUGCCUCUACUCCGGCGAGGACUUUACUCUGAUGGUUGUCGGGGGACCCAAUGCUCGAAAUGACUACCACGUCAACCAAACCGAAGAAUGGUUCUAUCAGGUCAGAGGCGACAUGCUUCUGCAUAUCAUCGAGAAUAAUACAACUUUUCGCGAGAUAUCUAUCAGGGAGGGAGAGAUGUUCUUACUUCCCGGGAACACGCCGCAUAACCCAGUCCGAUUCACGGAUACGAUCGGCCUAGUCAUGGAGCGCAAGCGGCCAGAAGAUACCUUAGAUCGUCUACGAUGGUACUGUAGAAAGGGACAGCAUGAGGAACCAACAAUCAUACGCGAGGAAGUCUUCCACUGUGCUGAUCUGGGCACGCAAUUGAAGCCAUUGAUUGAGAGAUGGCAGACGGAUGAGGAGAGUCGGCGAUGUGGGGCCUGUGGAGUGAUCGCGGAUCCGAAAUAGCUCUCGGAUUAUAAAUUAUGGAGCGCGCGGUGGUAGUUAAUCUAUAUGGUUUGCUUGG
Molecule: messenger RNA, 789 nt
Organism: Aspergillus pseudonomiae
Lineage: Eukaryota; Fungi; Ascomycota; Eurotiomycetes; Eurotiales; Aspergillaceae
Product: 3-hydroxyanthranilate 3,4-dioxygenase
Exons: 3
Coding region: 210-731 (173 amino acids)
Biological process (GO): quinolinate metabolic process; 'de novo' NAD+ biosynthetic process from L-tryptophan
Cellular component (GO): cytoplasm
Molecular function (GO): 3-hydroxyanthranilate 3,4-dioxygenase activity; iron ion binding
Source: RefSeq, a predicted model, not a curated record